Micromonas pusilla CCMP1545 is the source of this 501-nucleotide messenger RNA. RefSeq lists its product as uncharacterized. The transcript has 2 exons. Bases 1 to 501 code for a protein of 166 amino acids. The record is from RefSeq and is a predicted model, not a curated record. Gene Ontology annotation, molecular function: peroxiredoxin activity. NCBI's taxonomy places the organism in Eukaryota, Viridiplantae, Chlorophyta, Mamiellophyceae, Mamiellales, Mamiellaceae.
AUGCCCUCCCGCGUCACUCCGCGGUGGUACCCCAACGCGUGCCUCGCGGACCACGUCACGAUCGCAUCGCAUCUCCCGCGCAUCAUGGGCGCGUACGUCGGCCCGAACGCCAUCGAGGCGGCGACGAACGAGAAGAUCAUGCUCACGGUGAACGGCGUGAACGACUGCGAGUACUGCACCGGCCUUCACGGCGAGCUCGGACGGAUGGCCGGCGCCGAGGACGCCGUCGACGCGAAAGCGCAGGCGUGCGUGACGUACGCGAAGAUCUUCGCGCAGCACGACGGCCGCGGCGCCGUCGUCGAAGCCGCCAAGGCGGAUCUCGUCGCCGCCGUCGGCGCCGGCGUCGCGGAAUCCGCGCAGGCGCGUCCCAUACACUGGUCCCCAUACGACCGCGUCGGCGUGGUGAACGCCGUUCCUCAAGGACUUUCGCCGUCGUCUCUCUCCGCCCAGGGUCCCUCGCUUUCAAUCCCCGACCCUAUGACGCCUUUCAACUUCAACUGA